UUGAAGUAGAGGAGCAAAAUCUGUGAGUAAUGACUAGAAAUUUUCAGUGCAAGCAUGAACAAGUGCACAUGACUAGUGGUAGGUAGUUAACAGAACUCAAACCUCGCAGUGGAGUGCACACUAACUUGUUUCAAAAAAUUAUUUAUUACAUUGAUAACUGUCUUGUUGAGGGCUGCAAUAAAAGUAAGCAUGGGACUCAUAGGAAUACCAAGGCUUUAGUCUAUCAUUUCAAAUUAAAGAUGGCUAGUGCAGAUAACUCGUGUAGCUUUGAGCAACAUUCAACAAAAACAAACGUCAUUCUGAUUGUGGCCAAUUUUUAACACUUUACCUCUCUUUACGUUUGUGCACAUAAUUCGUUUGUGGUUGUGAUUGUCAGUAACAGUUAAUUAAACAAGAAAAUAUUGCAUCUCCAACAUUUCUUUGAUAACUGUUUAUGAAAGAGUUGUUAUAUUUUUGAGAUUUGAAAACUGCUGUGCUAAAUAACAAUUUAUACUAAUUAUUAAAAUAACAGCCAAGAUGACAGAUAGCAAUGACCGAAGAAUAAUAAUUCAGUAAGUAGAUGUGAAGAAGGGGGUAAUUAACAAAAAUGAAAUGAGUAACUCAAAAUUUGUUUAAUCGUAAAGAAAACCUAUAAGAUGCUUUCCCUGAUGUUCAUCGUUAUGUCCUUGCACUCUUGUCACAUGACUACUCCCAAAAACCAGGUUAUAAAAGAAAAAUCACACUGUCAAAAAAUGUAUAAAAUAACAUGACCCAAUCUUAAUUUGACUAGUUUAACUUUUCCAUUGUAACAAAAGAGCAAAAUUUUCAUUUAUUUUUAAAUUUAUCUGAUUCUUUCAGAAAGUGCCAUUAUUAAAAACUCAUCAUUAUGUUGUUUCACAUCAUCUUUACCAUAUCACCUUGCCCUUCCAAACUUGUGUCUCCGUUGAGUUGUAAGAAUAAGCCACUUCUCCCUAAAUUUUGAGUCCAGGUGUUAUAAUAUGUAUAUUCAAUAAAGUAACGGAUGUAUAGUUGUUUCCAUCUUUCAUCAGAUCUAUUACAUAUUUUACAGUGUCAUCAAUAAAGGUGAAAGAGUAAAUUUUAUAUCCCAUCAAAUAACGUUUACACGUGAUGUGUUGUCUCCAACUCUGAAUAAUAGGAAAUGUCUCAAGGAGAGAACCUGGAACAUCGAUUUUCGGGAAGUUUUGAUUCCUUUUAUGAUCAUGACUUCACAGCAGAAAUCAAUACAAAAAUGACAGUCCCUCAGAAAAUUAGUUUCAUGGAGGAGCCUCUCACCACUGUCAAUCAACCAGUUACAGUAGAUGACCCAAAAAAUCUUUUUAUGCAUGUUCCUGAAAGGAUACUAGUUGUAGGAGGUAAUCACCAUGUGGAAGGAAGAGAACCUUUCCCUGAAAUGAAUAUUGAGUGCAGUUUUCUGGAUGAACAAAAGUCUGAUGUCCAUCUAAACACUCCUCCGCAUACCUUGACCUUAGGGGAACAUCACUUUCCUACCAUAUUUGAGGAGGAGUCGGGUGGAACUCAACAGAAAAAUCAUAAUGGACAAAUAGAUAUAGAUAUUUUCCCAAAGAAAUUAGCCCACUCCAGAUUUCAUCUACCCUUUUCACAACCAUCUGAUGGACUAGCAAUAAAAGAAACCGAAGAAGAAGUUGCUCUUCUUCGUAACCAAGUUCGUCACUUGAGUCGCCGCAUGCUUGCAGUUGAACAGGAGAACCAACAGAAACAGCAAAGAGAAAUUAUUUUAUAUGCAAUGAGUGCACUGUAUUUUCUGUUAAAAGGAAUACUGUGGCUCCAUCGACAUUGGUGAUUUGUUUAUUUUGUAAAUUGUCUUCUAAUCUGAAUACUUGUAGUAUACCAGUGUUCUUAAACCAGAGCAGCAGAAACCAAAACUACAGCUAAGCGUUACACUCUAGAAGCCAGUAUUGACAGAUUACAGUAGUAUCAGUUUUUAAUGCUGAACAUUUUAUGAAGGAAGGAAAGGAAAGGUUGUUUUAAGUGUUUUAUAAGAUUUAAGUCUUUCUUCAUAUUUUUAGCCUAAACAAGUGUUUUGUUGUAUCAAAAUCAAAUAGAGAUAGAGGCAAUGUUAGUGUACAUUAUAAUAGAUGGUGUGUUGUUUAGGUUUAAAAAAAAAGAUGGUUUGAAUUUAUGAGUUGUCUUUAAAUUUGUACAUAAGCUACAAAAUAGUUCCGUCAAAUGUGUAAUGUUGGACUACCUUUUGUUUAUAUUGUAAAUGUGCAAGAAUGUUACUUAUAAAUUAAUUGUAGAGGUUCAUCUCCAAUAGAUAAAACAUGACUGGAAAUUAUUCAUGUUCACACAAUUGAAAGAGGUAUAUUGUUACUGAAUAAAAGACUGAUGAAAUCUGAUCAUAAAA
This is a messenger RNA of Limulus polyphemus (Atlantic horseshoe crab), 2365 nucleotides long. RefSeq names its product transport and Golgi organization protein 11-like. Lineage: Eukaryota; Metazoa; Arthropoda; Merostomata; Xiphosura; Limulidae. The coding region runs from base 1139 to 1801 and encodes 220 amino acids. The record is from RefSeq and is a predicted model, not a curated record. The transcript has 4 exons.